Arabidopsis lyrata subsp. lyrata is the source of this 2003-nucleotide messenger RNA. RefSeq names its product cytochrome P450 708A2. Gene Ontology annotation, molecular function: monooxygenase activity; oxidoreductase activity, acting on paired donors, with incorporation or reduction of molecular oxygen; iron ion binding. Gene Ontology annotation, biological process: sterol metabolic process. Lineage: Eukaryota; Viridiplantae; Streptophyta; Magnoliopsida; Brassicales; Brassicaceae. The transcript is spliced from 8 exons. The record is from RefSeq and is a predicted model, not a curated record. The coding region runs from base 618 to 2003 and encodes 461 amino acids.
UCAGGGAGAUUAAAGAUAUUGGGUGCGUGACUGUCAAACAGCUUAUGUUCUGCUUUUUGUUUGUCACAUGCGGUUGCUUGGGGAUGGUGAUUUAUAACCACACAGGGACUUAUAGUACUUUGAUAUAUAAUGCAAUAAUGGGGAUGGUGAAUUUUUUUGCAUUACUGAAUCUUGUUUUCUUUUGUACAUUUUAUCUAUCUCUUACACAAGUGGUUGGUUUCCAACUUUUCAUCAGUUUAGCUUUUAAAAAUUAUGCAUGUGUGUCAGUGUGUGAUGGAUUAGAAAAAAGUAAGAGAAUUGGUGAAUCAGUGUUUAAUUUUUUGACUUUAAUUUUCUUAUGGUUUCCAACUUUUCAUCAUUUUAAUAUUCACACUCCCUAGACUGGCCACACCCGGAAAAUCUCACAAAUCUGACCCGGACAAGUAUACUAAAGAACAGAAAAAAUAUAUAGUGAGAUAUAGCUUCAGGCAUGGUGCAAGAGAAAAAUCUAUUUAUUAAUGUAUUCCUCGAGUUGCUUAUUAUUCUAGAACUUGCUAUAUCUACUGCAACAACUAAAACGUGACUGGAAAUUUAAUUAGUACUUCAUCUCUACGACACUACAACAUCCACAGAUAUUAAUGUCUUCAAUUAACCUUGAUAAGAGUUGUCGCUGUGGUCAACACUUGAGAGGCAGCACGAUGAGCUCCAUAUGGAACGUUGCAAUGUUGAUAUUAGCCUUAGUGGUUGUGAGGAUCAGCCACUGGCUUUACCGAUGGUCAAACCCUAAGUGUAAUGGCAAGUUACCACCGGGAGCUAUGGGUUUUCCAAUCAUUGGAGAGACUAUUGAUUUCUUAAAGCCUUGUGGAUUCAACGAUAUCCCAACCUUUGUAAAGAAGAGGAUGAUAAGGUAUGGACUGUUGUUUCGGACAAACAUUUUCGGUUCCAAAACCGUGGUUUCGGCGGAUCCAGAUGUAAUCAACCAGAUUUUCCGGCAAGAGAACACGUCUUUUGGGCUAGGCUAUCCGGACAUACUUGUGAAAGUAUUUGGAAAAGAUAAUUUGUUCUUGAAGGAAGUGUUCAUCCACAAGUACCUCCACAAAGUCACUAUGCAAAUUAUUGGCUCCGAGGGUUUGAAGCAAACAAUGAUAGGAAACAUGGACAAAGCUACCCGCGACCAUUUUAGAUUGAAGGCUAGCCAGGGGAGCUUCAAUGUUCGUAAAGAAGUUGAAAACUUGAUUGUGGCGUACAUGACACCAAAGCUGAUAAGUAACCUUAAACCAGAGACGCAAUCAAAGCUUAUAGAUAAUCUCAACGCCUUCAAUCUUGAUUGGUUUCAGUCCUUCUUUAGUCUCUCUUCUUGGAAAGCUCUCAUCAAAGUCCUCAAGUCACGCGGAGAAGCGAUUCAGGUGAUGAAAGACGUUCUCAGUAUGAGAAGAGAGUCACGAGAGAAGCAAGAAGACUUCCUCAACACGUUGCUAGAAGAACUGGACAAAGAAAGUAGCAUUUUCGACCAAGGAUCCGCUACAAACCUCAUCUUCCUUCUGGCAUUCGUCGCGAGAGAAGGUACCUCCAGUUGUACUGCUUUGGCCGUGAAAUUCAUAUCCAAAGACCCGAAAGUGCUUGCAGAGCUCAAGCGUGAGCAUAAGGCAAUUGUAGACAACAGAAAAGAUAAGAAAGCUGGAGUUAGCUGGGAAGAAUACACACACAACAUGACUUUCACAAACAUGGUUAUCAAUGAGUCGCUUCGCCUGUCAAACACGACCCCUUUAUUGUUUCGAAAGGCACUGCACGAUGUUGAGAUCAAAGGAUAUACAAUUCCGGCUGGUUGGAUUGUGGCAGUUGCACCUUCAGCGGUUCAUUAUGAUCCUAUAAACUAUGAGAACCCAUUUGAGUUUAAUCCAUGGAGAUGGGAGGGGAAAGAAAUGACUCGGGGGUCUAAAACGUUCAUGGCGUUUGGAAGUGGAGUUAGACUUUGUGUAGGUGCAGAGUUUGCGCGGCUUCAAAUGGCAAUCUUCCUUCUUUGA